Molecule: messenger RNA, 1002 nt
Organism: Acanthamoeba castellanii str. Neff
Lineage: Eukaryota; Discosea; Longamoebia; Acanthamoebidae
Exons: 5
Coding region: 1-1002 (333 amino acids)
Source: RefSeq, a predicted model, not a curated record
AUGGUGCUCAAGGCGCGUGGGCGAGGGAGCCGCAGCCAAGUUACUGCCGGCGUCAUAGCCAUCAUGGCAAUAACCAUGGCUAUGAGCACCACGGUAUGGUGGACCACAGUAUCAUCAGGCCCCUUCGCCCCCGGUCUCGACUACAAGGUGGGUUUUGACAUCUCCUCUGGCGGGACGGACCUCAACUUGCUCUGGCCGGACCCGUCCCGCUUCGCCAACGUCACCGCGCACGUGCGCGUCUACGACCUCUACCUGCGGGCAAGCCGCGUCAUCGAUCCUCCCGCCCUUGGGCAGACGUCGCUGUGGCUCACGAACUUUGUUCCAGAGACGGCCGUUCUCGUGCAGGCCAACCUCACAGUGGCGCUGACCGACACCAACACCAACGCGACAAUCGGCGACUUCGCAUUCCCGAUCGGCACCAACCGGUUCGCCGUGGACAACGCUACCAUGAUGGAGAGGAAGACGAUCAUGCUCACGGCGCCAGCCAGACGCCACUGGCGGGUAUGCACGAAGGCAGGCCGGCAGUUGCGGUUCGAGGGUUUCUUCCUCCCCUCGCACCUCUACUUCUGCGCCUUCGAGACGUCGACGCCCGACGUCAGUCUCCAUCAGGUGAUCAAUGAGCGCCGCCGACGGCCCCUGUCGGCAACGGUGCUGGAGUGCCCGUUGCCCGGUGAUUGGUAUCCUCCCAAGGUCGUCGACACGAUCGUCGUCAGCCGCAUCCACGUGCGGGACGUCACGCGCAGCGUCUUCCGCGGACCCAUGGUGGCCGAGUUCAACGUGUCCUUCACCAUGGCCCGGACGUGUGACGACGUCGUACCACCACCAUCAGAGGACUGGACACGGGCCAUCGUUGGAACGGGCGUGGCGCUGACGGGCGUCUGUCUGUUGGGUCUGGCGGCCGGUCUCGUGGCGGUCAUCUGGCACGUGUACAACCAACUGGUGGACGGCGACGAACUGUUGGAGAGAGGCAAGACCCAUGAUGUCUCCUUGCCGCUCGAGUAA